GACAAGGCUGCGCCCGGCCUGGUCUGUGGGAUCUGCACGGGGCGCUGUUAGCAAGGCCCUGGCCCCCGCAAGUCCCUGUUCUGUCGCAUGUCGACAAGGAAACGCCAAGAGCCAAGCACUCUUCGACCCGUCGCCGCAAACCAUCCUUGAACCAUCCCACGCCAACAACGACACAUGCAACAACAAACUUUCGGCGAGAAACUGUCUCUUCUCAAUCUACCAUGACCGCGCCCGACUUGCAUUGACCGGCCUGAACUUGCGCUGACCCUAAGGGAAGAAUCUUUCGGCCUAUUCUGCUGUAUAGGGCGGCUUGAAUGUCUGCCUGGCGUUCUCGUAGGGCAUUCUUGCAGUAAUUAACUGGACACUCAGCAGCAAGGAAGCGAAACGAACAACUCCAUUUUGCCUUUGCAGCCACCAUGGCGCAACAACAACAUCAGCAGCCUUCAACGCCCGCCGGCACCGGUAAUUCUAUCUUUGGCGGGCCCGCUCACCUCCAACAGCCCGCCGGCCUCCUCGCUCAGUCUUCGUUCUCGUCCUUCUCGACAGCACUCACACCUGCUUCGGCCGCAUCGUCGAACAAUACCUACAUCAUGCCGAACUCGCCGCUCAAGCACCGCGCCGCCAUGGACGGCUACCGUCCCAAAGUCACACGCACUCUCGGCCAGCGCCCGGCCUGUCUCGUCAAUGCCUCAGUGACGUAUUGUGGUAACAACCAGAUUUAUGCCUUCGGAGGCUUUGACCAGUACACCGACGAGGUUUACAAUCAUGUGUUGCGACUGGAUCUUGUCAGCCACCAGUGGAACCUGGUCGAUAACUACGGGGACAUCCCCGGUGUUCGGAUGGGCCACACGGCGACGCUGUACAAGGGGGACAAGCUGUUGGUUUUCGGAGGCGAGAACGAACAUCGAACUUAUCUCUCGGAUCUUAUCAUCUUUGACUUGAAGACUGCCCACUGGACACAGCCACAAGUGACGGGACCUAUUCCAAAAGGCCGCGCUCGCCAUGCUGCUGUGCUACAUGAGGACAAGCUCUUUAUCGUGGGUGGUAUAACAGGCCAUGACAACUAUGUGUUGGACGACAUAUGUUAUUUGGAUCUUAAGACCUUCACCUGGUCCAAGUCGUGGCGUUUUGUUGGGCGGUUCGAUCACUCUGCAUACAUUUGGAGUGACAGGGUCUGGGUGUUUGGUGGCUUGAGUGAAGAUAUGGACAAGGUUAGUGACCUGUGGUGGCUGGAUCUCAAGGGCAACCCAGCGUUUGAGUCUCCUCCACAUAUCGGCACCCUCGAUCGAUCCGGUUUAUCUCGAAGUGCGGCAUCACCACGGCCAUCGUAUCCUUCCGUCCAGUCUACAGCUGUGGGCUCUUCCGGUUAUGCUGCCAACUCUAGGACUGCACAGGUCAACCCACCGUCAUUCCACCUGAAGACAUAUGCGCCACAAGCACCCGGGGCCAUUUCUGCGCUCAAGUUUGUCAGCGGUCCUAAUGUCCCAUCUCAGAUGCAAGGCAUCCAUUUCCAUGUCUACUCUUCAGGAACACUCCUGGACUUUGUAACACCAGCAGCUACGAUUACGUCAAAAGAAUGCUCACUAUCAGCCUUAGAUUUGGCAGCCUUACGGUGGCAGAAGCUUGCAGAAGGUCGAGAGAUAUUCAAGCCAGGCUAUCGGUGGCAUUACUGCACUAUGAAUGAAGAUGGCACGAAAGCAUGGCUGCUCGGCUGCCCUACCGAUCCAGGGGCUAUUGAUCUCGGGGCUAAUGGCCUGGAGGAGUAUCUUUCGGACAUUAUGGAAAUUGAUCUGCGGCGCUACGGGUUCCUAGGAAACAACAUGGCUCCAGAGCCUCGCACCACCCGCCCGUCCUCCCGCACCCGGCACGUCGAAACACCUUCCAAGGGCCUUGGUGAUGAUCUAGCGAAGCUCUUCAACCAGCCCCCAGAAUCAGGCAGCGGCACGGAUUUCAUCGUCACCGCGCUCUCGAGGGACUUUGACGAGGAAGAGGUUAUGGGCUCGGCACUCGUCCACGCCCAAGUAGACUCUGUCGGCGACACGGACCCCGACCAGACCUGGCUGUCACCAGACACGCCUACCUCCCCACCCAUCCACGUUCAUCGGCUCAUCCUCCAAGCCCGUUGGCCGCACUUUGCCCGGUUGUGGUCUUCUCAGAUGGCCGAGUUUCACACCAAAAAAAUGCACAUUCCUGAACCAUACUCUGUCGUCAAAGCAUUCUUGUACUACCUCUACACUGACCGGAUCGAUCCGCCUGAUCAAAACGGCAACGAAACCACUGCCGACCUGGCUGAUGUAGCAGGCUUGUUGGUCAUGUCGAAUAUUUACAACAUUCCCCACUUGAGACUGUUGUGCGUGAAUAGAUUGUCAAAGGAGCUGGAUGUGGAUCAUGCGUGCAUUAUCUGGUAUUGCGCGGGGUUGUCGAACGAGGAGUGGUUGAGGAAGCGGGCAGCGAACUUUUGCAUGACGCACUGGGGGAGGAUCGUGAGGACGGUUGGGUUUCAGCGGUUGCCGAGGAAUGCGCUGGUGGAGCUCAGCCAGGAGGUGGAUAGUGAGGGGAGGGUGGUGGCGGGCGAGGAACUGGAUAUGAUGCAGGUUGGGUUUGGGGUUGGCGGAAUUGAUAGGGGGGGGGGGCUGGGGAGGAAGGAUAGUGUGGGGAGUGAUCAAGAGGGUGGGAGAGGGGUGAUGGAGAGUGAUGGGCAUGAGGAUGGAGAGGAAGAGGAGGAUGGGAUGGAGAUGAGUUAGGGGGUUAGUCGAAGUCCUGUUCGGGAAGGGGCGUUGAGGGGGCGGGGGAGGUUGGUAGAGGGGGAGGAAACCUUGGGGCUUGAGAGCAGUGGGGAGAGUGAGGGUAGCGAGGAUAGUGACGAGGAGACGUUGGGAGCUGGGGGGAAUGAGGUGCUCAAGGAGGAUAGUGAAGAGGAAGGGGAGGGGGAACUGGAUCUUAGUUUUGUCGAUACGAGUGUGAGGCGGUCGGCGAGGAAGCCGAGGAUGUUGUUGGAGCUUCUCUGAGUGACUCUCUUAUGUCCGAGGAGAUAAUUCCCUCGGUUUCUUCGGUUAAGGUAAUCAGGCUACGUUUUUUUUUUUGCUUUUAUCACAGUUGCUACUUUUUUUUCCAUAGCUCGAGAGGUCUCUUUUGGACUGGGAAAGGGGCAAGGAUACGCUGGGAUCGGAAAUGGACAGGUUGGCUGGCAUCAUGGCGGAGGCGUUGAUG
Molecule: messenger RNA, 3210 nt
Organism: Podospora pseudocomata
Lineage: Eukaryota; Fungi; Ascomycota; Sordariomycetes; Sordariales; Podosporaceae
Exons: 2
Coding region: 417-2744 (775 amino acids)
Molecular function (GO): protein binding
Source: RefSeq, a predicted model, not a curated record